AUGGAGAGACUUACUUGGCUCUUCCUGGCCGCGGCUUGCUGCUUAACUAUGGUGGCAGCACUAACCAACAGUAGUCUCACUACAGAUGAGUCUGCUCUUCUUGCUCUCAAAGCUCGUAUCACCAGCGACCCUGGUAACAUCAUCUCCACUAAUUGGUCAACCACUACCCCUAUUUGCAACUGGGUUGGUAUUACUUGUGGUGCACGCCACUUUAGAGUCUCAGUCUUGAACCUCUCUUAUAUGGGACUCACGAGCACCAUUCCUCCGGAACUUGGCAACCUAUCGUUCCUUGUUGAGCUUAGCUUAAGAAACAACAGUUUUCAUGGUGCCAUGCCUUUGGAAUUGGGACGUUUGCACCGAUUGAAGCUCAUCAGUUUCAGAUUCAACAAUUUUAUGGGAGCCAUUCCAUCAUGGUUUGGUUCCUUAUCGAAACUCGAAACCUUCGACCUGUAUGGUAAUCAAUUUUCAGGUUCCAUACCUGCUGCCAUCUUCAACUUAACAGCUCUCCAAGUAAUCAGCCUGAGCAAUAACCAGCUAUCAGGUAGUAUACCAAGAGAAAUUGGAAACCUAACAAAGUUGAAGGAGAUAUACCUUGAUAAUAAUAAUUUCAGAGAAAUUCCAAACGAGAUUGGCAUCUUGAAUCAACUGGAGAAGUUGUUUGUGCAGUUCAAUGACUUGCAAGGGCAUGUUCCUCUUGCUGUCUUCAACAUGUCUUCUUUGAUCACUUUGACUUUCUAUAGAAACAGUUUGAAUGGUAGUCUUCCAAAGAAUAUAUAUCAACAUCUUCCUAGCAUUCAACAGUUGGAUUUGGCUUACAACCAGAUUGAUGGUCCAAUUCCAUCCAAUAUUGGCAACUUAACCCAGAUAAGGAUGAUUGACCUUGGCUGGAACUACUUGACAGGGACUAUACCACAUGAGAUUGGUCAUCUUCCAAGUUUAGAUAGAUUGGCCCUCGGAAUUAAUAAUCUCGAUGGCCUCAUCCCAUCCUCAAUCUUCAACAUUUCGACAAUAACACUGAUGGAUCUUCACGACAAUCAGCUCUCAGGCACCCUGCCAGCAAACGUAGGCCUUGGACUUCCAAACCUCAUAUUUUUGUUCAUAGGAGGAAAUACGCUUCGUGGAGUAUUCUCUAAAUCCAUCUCCAAUGCUUCUCAGCUCGUACGGCUAGAGCUUGGCUCAAACUUGUUUUCAGGCUUUAUUCCUAGUGAGCUAUGUGCCUUAACAAACCUUCGUCGGCUUACCUUACACCAGAAUAAUUUCACCAUUGAUACUUCUAGUCCAGGAGUAAAUUUUUUCUCUUGUUUGGCAAGUCUUAAAGAUCUGAGCACAUUAGCCUUGUCAGACAAUCCAUUAAACUCCAAGCUUUCGGUUUCCUUUAGUAAUCUCUCAGCAUCAGUUGAAUUCAUUUACUUAGCUGACUGCAACAUGAGAGGUAACAUCCCCAAUCAUGUAGGCAACUUGACCAACUUAACACUCUUAGACCUUGCAGAAAAUGAACUGAGUGGACCAAUUCCAACUUCACUGGGAAGAUUACCGAAUGUCCAACUUCUGGAUGUGCAUGGUAAUAAGUUGCAAGGACACAUUCCAGAUGAACUUUGUCAACUAAACCAUCUAAAUGAGUUGAGUCUGUAUGAGAAUCAACUUACUGGUGCCAUACCUGCCUGCUUGGGUAAUCUAAAUGCAGCUCUAAGAGGUCUAUUCUUACAGUCCAAUUUGUUAACAUCCACAAUACCAUCUACAUUGUGGGGGCUUACAGAUAUCUUUCGCUUAAAUCUUUCAUCCAAUUCUCUAGUUGGACCUCUUACAGAAGGUUUUGGCAAUUUGAAAGUUGUCACAGAUGUGGAUUUAUCAAACAACCAAUUAUCCGGUAGCAUACCAAGUAGUAUUGAGAGUCUACAAAAUUUGGUCAAUCUGUCCUUGGCAAGUAAUAAUUUAGAAGGCCUUAUUCCUAGUUCGUUUGGGAACAUGUUAAGCUUAGAACGUCUGGAUUUAUCCCAGAACAAUCUAUCUGGAAUGAUUCCAAAGUCUCUCGAAGCACUCUCAUAUCUCAAGUAUCUGAACUUGUCUUUCAACAAACUCCAAGGAGAAAUUCCAACAGGCGGACCUUUCACAAACUUGUCUGCUCAAUCGUUUGUUUCAAACCGUGGACUCUGUGGUGUAUACCGAUUUCAUGUUCAACCAUGCAGAAAGAAAAGUGGUACAUCUAUCUUGAGAUAUGUUAUUCCAGGGAUCUUGUCAGCAAUGUUUCUUUUGAUCUCCAUAAUUUGGUUGAUGCUACGAAAAAAUAAGAAUGUGGAAGCUACAAUAGAAACUUCCUACUGGCCUCAACCCCUAUACAGAAGGGUUUCAUACCAUGAGCUUCUAACUGCAACAAAUGGAUUCAGUGUGAGCAACUUACUUGGCAUUGGCAGUUUUGGCUCAGUUUAUAGAGGAACAUUCUCAGACGGAGUAGAUGUGGCCAUAAAGGUUUUGAAUUUAGAAACAGAAGGGGCUUUUACAAGUUUUGAUGUUGAAUGUGAAAUGCUAAGCAAUAUUCGUCACCGAAAUCUUAUCAGAAUCAUCAGUUGCUGCUCUCAAAAUGAUUUCAAAGCUCUUAUACUGAAUUACAUGCCUAAUGGGAGCCUGGAGAAGUGGUUGUAUUCUCAUAACUGUUCUUUGAACUUGCUGAAAAGGUUGGAUAUCAUGAUAGAUGUUGCAUCAGCUUUGGAGUAUCUUCAUCAUGAUUAUGAAACACCUAUUGUUCAUUGUGACUUGAAGCCCAACAAUAUUUUACUAGAUGAUGACAUGGUUGCACAUGUUGCUGAUUUUGGCAUAGCAAAACUAUUAGGCACAGGAGAUUCUAUGACUCAAACGAUGACGCUAGCGACCAUUGGUUAUAUGGCUCCAGAGUACGGAAGAGAAGGGAUUGUCACUAGAAGAGGGGAUGUGUAUAGUUUUGGGAUUGUAUUGAUGGAAACAUUCACAAGAAGGAAGCCAACAGAUGAAAUGUUUGUUGGGGAGAUGAGUUUAAAGCAAUGGGUUGCAAACUCACUAUUUGCAGAUGCAAUAGCUAAAGUUGUUGAUACCAAUCUACUUGGAACACAGGAAGAUAAUGAUACUGUUAGGAAGGAGUGUUUAGCAUCCAUUAUGCGAUUGGCUCUUUCAUGUUCUGCCGAAUCAUCAGAAGAGAGGUUAAAUAUGCAAGAGGCUCUAGCCACUCUUCAGAAAAUCAAGGUCAAGUUUUUGAAGGACAGGGAAGGAAAUGUGCUGUUGAACCGCCCUCUUAUUCACAAGAGCUUUAAUUGA
Molecule: messenger RNA, 3285 nt
Organism: Fragaria vesca subsp. vesca
Lineage: Eukaryota; Viridiplantae; Streptophyta; Magnoliopsida; Rosales; Rosaceae
Product: putative receptor-like protein kinase At3g47110-like
Exons: 5
Coding region: 1-3285 (1094 amino acids)
Biological process (GO): protein phosphorylation
Molecular function (GO): protein binding; ATP binding; protein kinase activity
Source: RefSeq, a predicted model, not a curated record